Molecule: messenger RNA, 771 nt
Organism: Prunus avium (sweet cherry)
Lineage: Eukaryota; Viridiplantae; Streptophyta; Magnoliopsida; Rosales; Rosaceae
Source: RefSeq, a predicted model, not a curated record
AUGCAUGAUGUUUGCAAUUAUGACACAUACUUCGUUCAGAAGUACGAUGCUCUUGGGGUUUUGGGUCUUCUUCAAAAGCAAAAACUUACAGCUGCUUUGUGGAUGCUUGCUUAUGAGGCAUCUGCAGACCAGGUUUGGCAUGCUUUUUUCGGAGUUGCUAGAUCUCAAAACGACCUCAACGAGCUUGGUCAAUCCCUGGUAUUCAAUGAUGUCUUGAGAGGUCAUUCCCCCCAGAUCACGUAUCAAAUCAACAAUACUGUAUACUCGAGUGGGUACUACCUAGCCAACGAAAUUUAUCUGAGGUGGACGACAUUCGUCAGAACAAUUCUGAAUCCCCAAUUGGAGAAGGAAAAAAGCUUUACUGCCCAUCAAGAGGGUUAUAAGAAAGAUGUGGAAAGGUGUUUUGGUAUUCUGCAAGCUUGUUGGGCAAUUAUUAGGGGUGCUGCUCGUAUGUUUGAUGAAGAAGUGCUUCAAAGCAUUAUGAUGACUUGCAUCAUCCUCCAUAAUAUGAUUGUGGAGGAUGAGUAUGAUUAUAAUGCCCCAGAGAUGUUUGAACUCGAUCCCAUGAACGAGGCAUUGACAAGAAUUUAUGAACGGCCCGUGGGUGCAAAUGGACAACCACUGGAGCACGAACCGUUGAUUAGGGAUGGUCGAUACAACAACCCUAUGAUUGACCGUUAUCAGAAAAUGCAAUCUUCUUAUAUUCACGAGAGACGUCAAGUUGAUUUGAUCAAGCACUUAUGGGCGAUGAAAAGCAAUCAUGGUGGAUGA